This is a messenger RNA of Pygoscelis adeliae (Adelie penguin), 1756 nucleotides long. RefSeq names its product retinol binding protein 1, cellular (gene RBP1). The record is from RefSeq and is a predicted model, not a curated record. Bases 1121 to 1528 code for a protein of 135 amino acids. Gene Ontology annotation, molecular function: fatty acid binding. Gene Ontology annotation, cellular component: cytosol; nucleus. The transcript is spliced from 4 exons. Gene Ontology annotation, biological process: vitamin A metabolic process; retinoic acid biosynthetic process; fatty acid transport. NCBI's taxonomy places the organism in Eukaryota, Metazoa, Chordata, Aves, Sphenisciformes, Spheniscidae.
GGACAAGAGAUGGAAAUAAAUCUUUCUUUCAUGCCAGCACUUAAAAAUGCAUGCACCAUUCAUGUCACUUUUAAGCCUCCAGAUUCACAAAUGAUAGACAGCCCUCAUCCCCAGAUUUAAAGUGGGUUUCUUUGCUUCUCUGAUCCAGAGUCUUCUAUAAGAGUAAGUAAUUGCCAAAGCCCUGGAGUAGAUAACAUAUCCAAGAGGAACUUCAGCUGUACCAUUUGAAAAUACACAGUGGAAAAUAAAUGAAAAUAGCUAAGAGGCUGUCUCAGUAUUUGAGCCAGAAAUGUUAGUCGAAAAAAUCCAUUCUCUUAUAUGUUCGUUGCCUAUUCUGCUGAUUCAGUCUAUCGCAUUUUUGACAGGAGACAGCUUCAAAUAAUAUAGAAUCUCUAUGAAGUGCUACCUGUGUGUUUCGAUGUUGCUUAAAUUAACUGAAAACACGCAUUCAGUAGUGAUGUAGCAUUUAUCAAUAUACAGCAUUAACCUCUGCUUCUUAAUACAAGGUUCUACCUAACUGGCCCUUUUUGAGCCCUCAGUUGGCCAAACAGCUUCCACUGGUAGUUCUCUAGAACUAAGGAGCUUGCGGAACAAGUUAAAGUAAUGCCAGACACAAAUUGCUUUCACUGAAAGAGUCUGUAUGAUCGUUUUCUGAAAAGAAGGCGGCAUAAAGUACCUGGAACAUAUUCAAGGAAGAAGGAUUCUCCUCAAAAAUCACACAAUAUAAGCACUUGUAUAGCUUUGGCUAAUAUCCUAAACUAAAGCUAUUUAAAAGGUUUUCUUUCUGAGUGGCAUGAAAAAUGAAGAGUAAUAUGGUUAAAAUGGAUCUCCAGAUAAUCAGUACCCUUACAGAAGUUAUAUGGAAGGUGAGUGUUUCAUUCUGUUUAAAUCAAGUCAUCCUGCUGUCAUUAGAAAUCUCGGAGGUUCAGCCUUGUGGAAGGAUUUAAAGGCAACACUUCAACAAUAAUCAGAUUAGAAGGACUUGCAUAGCUACAUGGUCUAAAAAAGGGCUAAAAGAAACCAGAGUUCAAACUCGCCACAAAGAAAGACAGUGAGCUGUGUGGUGCAGAAUCAACACACUGUUCUGAGACUUUGAUUUUGACAAUUACCUAAAGUAGGGAUGCCUGCAGAUUUCAAUGGUUACUGGAAAAUGGUCAGCAAUGACAACUUUGAGGAGUAUCUGAAAGCACUGGAUGUAAAUGUUGCUGUAAGAAAAAUAGCAAACUUGCUAAAACCUGACAAAGAAAUCCUUCAGAAUGGGGAUCAUAUGAUCAUUAAAACGCUAAGCACUUUUAGAAAUUACAUCAUGGAAUUUGAUGUAGGAAAGGAGUUUGAGGAGGAUUUAGCUGGGGUGGAUGAUCGCAAAUGCAUGACCACCGUAUCUUGGGAUGGAGAUAAGCUUCUUUGUGUGCAGAAUGGAGAAAAAGAAGGUCGUGGUUGGACCCAGUGGAUUGAAGGAGAUGAAAUGCAUCUGGAAAUAAGAGUGUGUGGAGUCAAGUGCAAGCAGGUCUUUAAGAAGGUACAGUGAGCCUACUGCUGAUACAGAAGUGAAGAAGAGCAGAAUUUACAGACUUUUACCACCAAAUCUCCAAAUGCUAAUAGUGAACAUCAUCAGUGAUGAGAGCAAACACAGAAAUGAAGAUCACAUUAGAACUGUACAGUUAUAAUAAAAUAUUUUUAACAUAUCAUUUUAAAGAAGUAACUGCAAAUGAAACUAUUUUUAGAAAUGCCAAUUAAAGAUACUAAACACUAUAAA